This is a messenger RNA of Salvia hispanica, 1639 nucleotides long. Its product is annotated as high mobility group B protein 9-like. The record is from RefSeq and is a predicted model, not a curated record. Gene Ontology annotation, molecular function: DNA binding. NCBI's taxonomy places the organism in Eukaryota, Viridiplantae, Streptophyta, Magnoliopsida, Lamiales, Lamiaceae.
CAUUAAUCUAAACUUACAGAUUUAUUAAAAUGAAUAGCCAGAAACAAACAAAAUAAACAUUGCAAAAACAUGGAAAAAGAGUAGUAAAAACCUGAACGUUGAAGUAGAGGAAGAUGACAGUUGAGCAAGGUGAUGAUGGAGGUGGAGGCGCUCAGGCAUCUUCCACUUAUCAUUCAUAUCCACCUCCAUUGGCUGCAUAUGAGGAUGUUGUUUGCUCUCGUGACCUUUUCAUGGAUUCUUUGAGGAAGCUCCAUAUUUCUAUGGGAACUAAGUUCAUGAUCCCAAUUGUAGGGGGCAGGGACUUGGACUUGCAUCGCCUCUUUGUAGAAGUUACUUCCCGUGGUGGCAUUGCAAAGAUUUUGAAGGAAAAGAAGUGGAAAGAAGUCACUGCAGUUUUCAACUUUCCAUCCUCAGCUACUAACGCUUCUUUCAUACUUCGCAAGUAUUAUGUUUCACUGCUUUAUCACUACGAACAGAUCUACUUCUUUAAGGCAAAAUGUUGGUCUCCUGCGCCUACUGAUGCUAUGCAAACUUUGCCUCCGAUCACACCUCCUCCCCUUGGAUUCCACGAGUAUGUGCCUUCAGUGUCACAACGAACGCAUGCUGCUGCUUCACCACUACUUAAAGCAAAAGCUGAAACAUUGAUUCCUCAAGUAUCAUUAACACCAUCAGCAGCUGGCUCUUCUGUCUGUGGCGUGAUUGAUGGCAAAUUCGAGAGUGGAUAUCUCAUCACCGUGAAAAUCGGAAUGGAGGAGUUCAAGGGAGUUCUCUAUCAAGUCCCAAACAGUGAGAAUCAAAUGCUUCAAACACACAUCAACAAUCCAUCACUAAAGUCAGGAGCUCCACGCCGCAAACGGAGGAAGAAAUCUGAGAUUAGAAAGAGGGAUCCCGCCCACCCGAAGCCCAACAGGAGCGGCUACAACUUCUUCUUCGCAGAGCAGCACGCUAGGCUCAAACCACACUACCAUGGCAAGGACAGAGAGAUAAGUAGGAUCAUCGGUGAAUCAUGGAAUAAACUGCAAGAACCUGAACGAGCGAUUUAUCAAGAAAAGGCGCUGAGAGACAAGGAGCGGUACAAGAUGGAGAUGGAAGUGUAUCGGGAGAGGCUAAGAACCGGGCAGAUCACGACAAGCGCAGCAGCAGCACCCUUGGGUCAUGCCCCCGCGCCCCAAGUGGCAUUCGCCCCCUCUGCCUCUGCAUGCAACGAGGUGAGUUCGGAUAAGAGCAACAUGGAAGGGUUUGAGAGCGGUGGGGACAAGGACUCGGAGGAGUGCUCACAGGCGGAAGCGCAGCUGAAGAAUGUGGACGUUGAGGUUGUGGCGGAUGGUGGUUUCGAUCUGGAGAGGAGGGUGGACGGGGAGGAGAAGAGCUCGGAUGAAGGCAAGAUGUUGUGUGAAGGUGGGAUAUCAGUUCCUGUUGAAGGGAUAGAACAGGAGGCACCUAGUUUUGGUAAUGAUGACUCAGUUGCAGGAUUAUAGAUUUUUUCUGCUGCAGGAGGGAAUUAGUUUCUCAGUAAAGCAGUUUGUUAUAUAUUUAUAUGGAAAAGUAGAACUUGUUUUCGGAAGUAGUAUUAUUGUUAAUGAUUUUAGUAGAUCAUUUUCUCCCUCUGGAUUUUGUUAUUGUUUCAUUGGUAUCUUUU